Molecule: messenger RNA, 543 nt
Organism: Echinococcus granulosus
Lineage: Eukaryota; Metazoa; Platyhelminthes; Cestoda; Cyclophyllidea; Taeniidae
Product: Mitochondrial import inner membrane translocase subunit Tim23
Exons: 4
Coding region: 1-543 (180 amino acids)
Biological process (GO): protein import into mitochondrial matrix
Cellular component (GO): mitochondrial inner membrane; TIM23 mitochondrial import inner membrane translocase complex
Molecular function (GO): transmembrane protein transporter activity
Source: RefSeq, a predicted model, not a curated record
AUGUCGGACGGUGACUUGUUCGCUUCUCCGUUCCUCAACAUCGAUCCUUCGCUUUUAGUGAAUGAUCCGUCCGAUCAGUUUAUCUUCCCAGAAGGAGACAGACACCGAGGUCGUUUCGAGAGAUCCUUUUCUGAGAUAGGCUCAAUGGUUAUUGGCGGUUGUGUUUUUGGAGGAACACGGGCUUUAUAUUCGGCUCUAAAGGAUCCGGAGCUUAUAAAAUUGCCUACAAAAGCCUUACAGCGAACGCAGAUCCUAAAUCACGUUACCAAGUCUGGCGCCUCGUGGGCACAAACGGCUGGGAGCAUCGGUCUUAUCUACGCCAUCUCUGACUUUGUUAUCCACAAACUCCGCGGUGGGGCUGACGAUGAAAUCAAUAUGGUCUCUUCCGCGACAGCUACCGGUCUCCUUUACCGUUCACCUGGAUUGUUUGCUCCCGGCGGUUGGCAACGAUGCCUUCGUGGUGGAGCUUUCGGUUUGACGAUUGGACUUGCGGGAGCCGCCUUCACCAGUUGGGAUCGCAUUAAAGAACUGCUUGGUGCCUAA